GGGCGCCUUGGCUUGCCGUGGCUGGUGCAAUAGGUCUUGUCAAAAUAUUAAACACGAGCAAAGGAAAUAUUAUACAGACUCUUACGGGGCACGCAAGCAAAGACUUUUCAAUACGGCUUUGGAACGUGAUCACUGGCACACCUGUUGUAGUUUUUGGUGGAGAGUGCGGUCAUCGAGAACCAGUCUUGAGCAUUGAUAUUCAUUUAUCUGGAGAUUUUUUGGUAUCUUCUGGAAUGGAUCAUUCUGUCAAGAUAUGGUCUUUAUGUACACCUGUAAUUAAGCACACCAUUGAAUCUUCAUUUAAGCCCAAACCGCUUUCUCGAAUUCAGCAACAGCAAAUUCAGACAUCGACAUGUUGCAAAUCACAUGGACAUACGUCAACUCCGUUAUUCGUACAUUUUCCCAUUUUCUCAACAGCACAGUUGCAUAAUAAUUAUGUUGAUUGUGUGAGGUGGUAUGGAGAUCUGUUAAUGUCAAGGUGUGCAGCCGAUGCUAAAAUUAUAAUGUGGAGGCCUGAAGUUGAAUUGGUUGCAAGUGAUAGAUCUAAUGUAACAACUACUAUAGUUGGUGGGCCAGCUGUUCCUAGCAAACAACCGACAAGUUUUGAUAUAAUAUGUGAAUUCGAAUUCGAUCACUGUGAUAUUUGGUUUCUCCGAUUUGGAAUUUCUCAGGAUUAUCGAUUACUAGCAACAGGCAAUCAAAUUGGGCAGAUAUUUUUAUGGGACCUGCAUGAGAUUCCGUGCCUUAUUGAUAGUUAUAUCGAGAAGAAAAAAUUGAAGAGCUCAGGAGUGAAGAUGGAUAAGGUUGUGAAAAAAAAGGGAGGUAGUGGGUCAAAUAAUAAAAAGUCCAAAAUCCAUAAUAGUAGUGCUAGUGAUGUAAGUGAUGGCCUGUCUUCAACUUCAAAAGGUGUUAAUAAUGAUGGGACUUCAGAAACAAAGGUGUGUAAACCAGCUGUUUUAGGAGUUGAUACAUGCGAUAGCACUAUAAGACAAGUGACUUUCUCUAGUAACAGGCAAUGGAUGGUUGCAAUCUGUGAUGAUGCAACUGUUUGGGGUUGGAAAUUGAAUAGAGAAGUGAGUGGACAGGCGGCUGGCA
Molecule: messenger RNA, 1095 nt
Organism: Acaulospora morrowiae
Lineage: Eukaryota; Fungi; Glomeromycota; Glomeromycetes; Diversisporales; Acaulosporaceae
Source: the annotation of a GenBank genome assembly